AUGACAGACAAUCUUGAAAUAAGCGCUGUCAAGGCGUUUGAUAUGAGCGGUGAUCCAAACACACUGGGUACAAAAUGGCUAAAAUGGCGCCGUGGAUUUCAAUGCAACGUAGAUGCGAAGGCGAUUACAGCCGAUGCCCGCAAGUGUUCGUUGCUUCUCCACUGUGCGGGGGAGGCAGUCCAAGAUCUUUUUGAGACCCUUACAGACCCUGGCCCAGCCGUUACGGUGGAUGCUGACGGCCGUGCUGUAGCUGAUCGGGCUACCAACUAUGAAAAGGCAUUACGUACACUCAAUGCACACUUCGUACACAAGGUUAACGAACCAUACGAAAGACAUGUGUUUCGGGCUAUGCAGCAGGAAGCAGACGAAACUGUGGAUCAAUUCGUGGCAAGGCUGCGUAGACAGGCACAGUUUUGUAACUUUACUAACGUUGAUGCGGAUAUUCGGGAUCAGGUUAUCGAUAAAUGUAAGUCAUCCAAACUUCGUAGGAAACUCCUAGAAAAAGUUGAUCUGACUCUAAAGCAAGCACAGCACUUGGCAAGAGCUCUAGAAGCGGUCGAUUACCAAAUGAAGUCAAUGGACCUAGGCACUAGUGAAAAAGCUGACUCAGGUGCAAGCUCUGGUGCUGACUCUGUAAAUCGUGUUUCACACUCGUCCAAGAGGGGGAGUGCCAGUGGCGGCAAGCCCAAGCAUGAUUACAGAGGGCCCAAAGGUGGUCCAAAAGGGCAGAAGAAAGGCAAAUAUUAUCGUUGUGGCAACGAAGGUCACUUUGGUAAAGAUGAUUGUUGUCCUGCUAAAAAUGUAGAAUGUCGCAAAUGUGAAAAGAUGGGACAUUUCGCCAAGGUUUGCAGAACAAAGCAAGGCCACAAGAAGCAGUAUCACGUGACUGAGUCCAAACGGGAUUUAGCUGACGAGGAGCUGUAUUCGAUAUAUUCGGCGAGAGAUUCAAGUUCAGAAAUUCAGGUCGAUGUUGGUGUGUCAGGCAAAAAUGUGCAAUUCACCGUCGACACUGCCGCAUCAGUGUCAGUCAUUCCGCAUGAGUUAUAUCAGGAAAAAUUCAAGGAUGUGUUGCCAUUGUCUCCAACCAAUGUGAAAUUGAAAAGCUAUUCCGGUGAUGAAAUUCCAGUCAUGGGCGAAUUUAAGGUCGAGGUUUGCUACAAUGGGCAAACGGCUUCGCUCCCUCUGUUCGUCACCAAAGGCGAAAGAGUAGCAUUGUUUGGGCGCAAUUGGCUUAGUGUGAUCAAGCUAGAUUGGCAUCGUUUGUUCAGUGUGAUGUCACUCACAAGUGAUCCUGAAAUUCAGAAAGUGUUAGAUAAGUACCCUCAUGUGUUCUCAAAUGAGAUGGGUACCAUCCGUGGCUACAAGGCCGAUAUUCGCUUGAAAGAAUCAUGUAGUCCGGUGUUCAAGAAAGCUAGGCCUGUUCCAUAUGCUCUAAGGGAGAAAGUAGGCCUAGAGUUAGAUAGAUUAGAGAAAGCGGGUGUGUUGGAAAAAUGUACCACAAGUGAAUGGGCAUCACCCAUUGUUGUUGUACCUAAAAGUGAUGGACAGAUUAGGAUCUGCGGAGACUAUAAAGUGACAAUAAAUCCGCUGAUAGAGGAUAAUGCGUAUCCAUUACCAACCUCAGAGGACUUGUUUGCAACGCUAGCGGUAGUGAGAAUCCUAGGAAACCAGAAGGGUGUGGCAAGCAUUCUCGAUGACAUUCUCAUUGGGACCAAGAUUCCCGAGCACGUGGAUAGCCUGGACACAGUGCUAAAGCAGUUGGCAGAUCACAAUGUGGUUGCCAAAAGACCUAAAUGCAAAUUCAAAGUUCCAGAAGUGUCCUACUUUGGACAUAUGAUAAACGCUGAAGGUCGCGCAUGCAUGAAAGACAAGGUUGAUGCAAUUCUGAAUGCGAGAAAACCGGAGAAUGUAUCCGAACUGCGUACAUUUCUAGGGAUCGUGGGGUAUUAUGGGUCGUUCAUACCCAAUAUGUCGACCAAGUUCGCCCCGCUAUACAGGUUGUUGCGCAAUGAUACUCCCUGGCAGUGGUCUCAUGAGUGUGAUGAGGCGCCCCAAAGUGUUAAAGACGAACUGACUAGUGAUCGUAUCUUGGUUCAUUACGACCCUGCUAAGCCUCUCAUCUUAGCUACCGAUGCUUCGCCCACAGGAGUUGGAGCUUUGAUUUCGCACCGCAUGGAAGAUGGAUCCGAGAGACCGAUAGCUUUUGCGUCGCGAUCAUUGACCGAUAGCGAGCGUAAUUAUGCGCAAAUUGAAAAAGAGGGACUUGGAAUCAUUUAUGGAGUUAAGAAAUUCCAUAAAUAUUUGUAUGGCAGAAAAUUCGAGUUGAUUACAGAUCAUGAGCCGUUGACUACCAUAUUUGGACCAAAGACUGGGGUACCGACCCUAGCUGCGCUCAGAUUGCAGAGAUGGGCUCUGAUACUAAUGGCCUAUGACUAUACCAUACAUUACCGUCGAUCAAAGGAUCAUGCAAAUGCUGAUAUGUUGUCGCGCUUCCCAGUAGAUGACUGUCAGACUGCUACUGAGUUGAAAAUCAACUAUUUCAGUAUGGUUGAUGAACUACCAGUUUCUGCGGAGGACAUUAGUGAGCAAACUAGGAAAGAUCCGAUCUUGUCACGUGUGUAUCACUAUGUCAUGCAUGGAUGGCCAGACCAAGGGAAAGAUCCGGACAUAGUCGAGUAUUGGAAACGUCGAGAUGAACUUUCCGCGGACCAAGGCUGUCUGCUAUGGGGAAUUCGCGUGGUGAUUCCGCCUAAGUUCCGUAGUCGCUUGUUAAAGGAGCUACAUCAUGAACAUUUUGGGAUGGUUCGCAUGAAAGCGAUGGCAAGAAGUUAUCUAUGGUAUCCUGGUAUCGAUGUGGAUAUCGAAGCGCUGGUUAAAUCCUGUGACGCGUGUCUUGCUUUCCAAAGCAACCCAGGACCAGUACCAUUGAUUCCAUGGCCAUACCCAACCAAGUUUUGGGAACGUGUGCAUAUUGACUUUGGAUACCUUGAACAGUUGAACUAUUUGCUGCUAGUUGAUGUUCAUAGCAAAUGGGUUGAGAUUGAACUGAUGUAUCAGAACACCACUGCUGAGAAAACCGUUGAUGUCUUACGCAGUUGGUUCGCGCGCUUCGGUCUACCGAUAGAAUGCGUUUCUGAUAACGGCCCUCAAUUCAUAUCGCAGGUGUUCGAAGAUUUCUGUAGCAGAAAUGGGAUUAAGCACACACUCUCACCCCCAUACCACCCUCAGACAAACGGGGCUGCUGAGAACAUUGUCAAGGAAGCAAAGAAGGCUUUCAAGAAACAUUACUAUGCAGAAAGGAAGGGUUCAGAACCCAAAUUGUCGGCAAAGCAACGCGUCGAUGAUUUUCUUCUUACAUACCGCAGUACACCGCAUUGUACAACGGGUCAGUCGCCCGCUGACCUAGUUCUGAAACGUGGACUUAGAACCCGUUUUUCUAUCCUCAGACCAGACUUGAACAAGUCUGUGACUCAGAAGCAACAGAAGAUGGUGGACAUUCAUGAUCAACGUGGAGUGAAAAUGCGUACAUUCAGUCAAAACGAGGUCGUGCGCGUUAAGAAUACGAGGGGAGGAGGAAAUGUGAAAUGGCUCCCUGGUAAAGUGGUGAAAGUGCUUGGACCACAGUCAUAUGUCGUUCGCGUUGGAUCUCGCAACCGCUAUGUUCAUGUUGAUCAUUUGCAGAAAAGUGGCGAAACUGAACCUGCAAGGUUAGAGUCUGAAGGACCGCAGCCCGCUCUUAUUGUGGAAGUUGUGUCACCCGAUCCUGUGGACACUCCUACUCCGGGUUCUUCUGUUGGUAGUGCAUUGGCACCGGUAUCUAACCCCAAUGGGUUAAACGAGCGUUCUGAGGUUGGUGGAACUUCUCCAAGAUACCCAAGACGAGCAAACCGGAAAGGACCAGACAGACUGAUUGAAAGUCAUGGGUGA
Lineus longissimus is the source of this 3927-nucleotide messenger RNA. RefSeq lists its product as uncharacterized. Gene Ontology annotation, molecular function: zinc ion binding; nucleic acid binding. The coding region runs from base 1 to 3927 and encodes 1308 amino acids. Lineage: Eukaryota; Metazoa; Nemertea; Pilidiophora; Heteronemertea; Lineidae. The record is from RefSeq and is a predicted model, not a curated record. The transcript has 2 exons. Gene Ontology annotation, biological process: DNA integration.